Thalassophryne amazonica is the source of this 949-nucleotide messenger RNA. It is a transcript of the gene selenoh, whose product is annotated as selenoprotein H. The record is from RefSeq and is a predicted model, not a curated record. Lineage: Eukaryota; Metazoa; Chordata; Actinopteri; Batrachoidiformes; Batrachoididae. Gene Ontology annotation, cellular component: Golgi apparatus. The transcript is spliced from 7 exons.
CAGCAAUGGCGUCCACAAGUGCAGGAGAAGGCCCUUCAAGAUUCCCUUCCUGUAGGACCCUGUUGAAGUGAAUUUCAGUGUGGAGUUUAUCACACUUGGGAGAAAAUGUGGUAACGGAAUUACAUCGGUGACGGAAUUACAGACAUCAUGCCUUUGGAGCCAAAAGAAAAGAUGCGGCGAUACCGUGAAAGGCUGAGGCAAAAUGAUGAAAAGAUGGAUCUCAUCAGAAAAAAAGACCGUGACCGAAAACGAUCCAAGAAGCUGAACAUGACAGCAGAGGAAGCUUUAGCAGAGCGGGUAAAAAAUCGAGAGAGGGUUGCCUCAUUCCGCACUAAGAAUGGAAGAGGUCGUCGGGGGAGAAAGCGCAAAGUGGAGGAGGAAGAGGAGAAAGCAGCUGUAGUGGAGAAAAAGAAUGCAGCGCACGAGAGCAGUCAGGGAGGCCAAAGGGUCAUUAUUGAACACUGCAAAAGCUGACGAGUGUAUGGGCGUAAUGCAGAGGAGGUGAAAUCUGCCCUCUUGGCUGCGCGUCCUGAUCUAACUGUCAUCAUCAACCCUGAGAAACCCCGCAGGAACAGCUUUGAGAUCACUCUGCUACAGGAAGGCAAAGAAAUUUCACUGUGGACUGGAAUAAAGAAGGGUCCCCCUCGUAAAAUGAAGUUCCCGGAACCUGAAGCAAUAGUUGCUGAUCUGCAGGAGGCUCUUGAGGACAAAUAGAUGCCUGGUGAUGCCAGAGAUGUGGACUAUGGAAGCAAAAAUGAUGAGGAGUGACUCAUGGGAUCUUCUCAGUCCCUCCUUUGAUAAUCCAAGCUCCUACAGCUCACAUCACCUGGAUACAUCAUGACAUCUAGUGGAGCGUUUCGGCACAUCCCAGUAUUUGUCAUGUUCACUGUUUUUAGUCCAUUUCUCAUUUGUUGGCAGUUAAUAAAGUGACUAAUUUUUUCCCCAUUUA